Molecule: messenger RNA, 3338 nt
Organism: Hyla sarda
Lineage: Eukaryota; Metazoa; Chordata; Amphibia; Anura; Hylidae
Gene: SLAIN2
Product: SLAIN motif family member 2
Exons: 9
Coding region: 233-2200 (655 amino acids)
Biological process (GO): microtubule nucleation; positive regulation of microtubule polymerization; cytoplasmic microtubule organization
Cellular component (GO): microtubule plus-end
Source: RefSeq, a predicted model, not a curated record
UCCCCCGUAAAGUUUUUCUCAACUUCAUUCCCGUUCUCAUGACAUCAGCGCUUCCACCCAAUCACAUCAACGCAUUCGUUUGCCAGUGUUAAACAUGGCUACUUAGCCACUUCCGGAGCUUUAAAACCAAUUAAACACAGAAGCUGUAAAGAGUGCUCUUUGCCACGUUCCAUGGGUACGUGGUGACGUCAGCGAGCGCUACAGGUCUGUGGGCCGUGCGCUGAUUGGUGGAAUGGACGUGCCGGAGGUGUGGCCCUUGGCUUGGCCGCGUCGGGGCGUGGUUAGCUGGCAAAGAGUGGCAGUUGGUGGAAGUAAAGCGAGCGAUGAGCUCCAGCCGGGGCUGAGCCUGUACGGGGUGACGGACGGACCAUACCGGUGUGCAAUCAUGGAGGACGUAAACUCCAACAUGAACGCGGACCUGGAGGUGCGGAAGCUGCAGGAGUUGGUAAAGAAGCUGGAGAAGCAAAACGAGCAGCUCCGCUCCCGCUCCGCACAUGCCCCCAACUCCCCGAGAACAGUGACACUGCCCCCGGCUCCCCGGCCGCAGCCCUCCGCGCACCCUGCACCCGCCUCCGUCCUGCUCCUAGGCACCGGCGGCCGCAGCAUGAGCCCCGGGCCUGCGGGCGGGCGGGGAGACGGAGCCGCCUGGGAAGAGUUCAUGGAAGCGGUAGCCGAGGAGAGGAGGAAGGAGGCGGAGAGCGGGCUCCUGCUGGACCAGGUGGUGCCGCUCCGGCCGGACGAGCUGGAGACCAUGGUGGACUUCGAGGAGGAGGAGAGCUGGUUGUAUACAUCACCAAAGAAAAGGUUAUCCUCCUCGCAGAAAUCAGUCAGCCCCUUGGUCUGGUGUCGGCAAGUUUUUGAUAGUCCCACACCUGAUGUGGAAUGUGCAAAAAAGUCCCUCAUCCACAGGCUCGACCAGACCAUGUCGGCCAGCAAGAGGCAGAGUAUGUACAGCAUUCCCUAUAGCUCUUCCAGCUUUGCCAGCUCUUCCAGCUAUGCCAGCUCCUACAGCCCAAAUCCUAGUGGAAGCCCCUAUAACAGUGGUUUAAGCUCUCCCUCCCCCGUCCAUGCGAGACCUCCGGUGGUGAGGCAGCUGGUUCUGCCAAUCAGCACAGGACACUAUAAGAACUCUACAGAGAGAAUACCUCCUCCUGUCAGCCCACAAUCCUCUGUAGACAGUGAACUUAGUACAUCUGAGAUGGAUGAGGACUCUGUAGGGUCAAAUUACAAGCUAAAUGAUGUCACAGAUGUUCAAAUACUUGCCCGGAUGCAAGAGGAAAGUCUACGGCAAGAAUAUGCAGCUUCUGCUUCCCGGCGCAGCUCUGGCUCCUCUUGUCACUCUAUGAGGAGAGGCACCUAUAGUGACCAGGAACUUGAUGCUCACAGUUUGGAAGAUGAGGAGGAUGCCAUCCACCACUCUGCACACCUGUCUGUCAGCAGGUACUCCCCUUCUCCACGGCAUUCUCCUCGGCCUUCUCCCAGACAUUCGCCAAGAAAUUCUCCUCGCUCCAGAUCUCCAGCCCGCAGCUUGGAGUACAGAGGAUCUUCCCCUCAGCCUAUGCUCAGCCGUCUACAGCAGCCUCGCCUCUCUCUUCAGGGACAUGCUACUGACAUGCAAACGAACGUGGUAAAAAAUGAAGAGAAACUGAGGAGGAGUCUUCCAAAUCUCUCCAGGGUAUCGAGCCCACAGACGGUGGAGGCUGUAAAAAACAGCAGAAGUUUUGAGUCAAACUUGCAGGUUCAAAAUGGUGGAGCGCCUCGAGUAUCGAGCACUUCCACAUCAAAAAGGCAGAUAAGUAUGCCACGUGCAUCUCAGAAAACCAAACAGGUUGAUGCUGCCCCUAAAGGAGUACCGUCUCCAUGCAAGUUCCGUUCACCUGCAGCUCCAUCUCCUUUAGCAUUACGGCAGCCAAUGAAGGCUUUAUCCAACCCAGGCUCUCAGCUUACACAAGAAGCAGUUGCUGCUGCCCAAAACUUCCCUACAUCAGGCCCAUCAUCCAACCAACAGUCUGGCUCUGCAAGUCCAAUAGCGCGAGCUAACACCCCAAUAAAGAGUGGUUUGCCCAGACCUAGCACACCAUCAGGUGGUAGUAUACCAGUGCCUCGAAGCAAACUUGCACAACCUGUCCGAAGGUCAUUGCCAGCUCCCAAAGCGUACGGCGCCAUGAAAGAUGACAGCUGGAAAGAAGGCUGCUAUUGAUCUACAAAAUCCUGACGCUUCACUGCUCAAUGGACACGUCAUCCACACUGUGACUACAGAGCAACCCACCCUCGUGGGACUUUUUGGGAUUUAAGUAACUGAUCCCAGGGUCCUCUGUCCGUAUCUAGCACAAGCGGCAGAGGUUACAAAGAAGAAGAGCACUUUAUUGAUGUUGACCAUCAGAUGUUCUAGUCAUACAAUCUCUCUCAUGACAUCAUCCAUCAUUUGAUUUCAGCUUUCUACAGUCUUAACCCUAAAGACACUAAAUGCACUGCAUCCACAUUUGGCUUCUCAAGUAAAUACAGUUAAAGGAAUAACAUCUGGUAAUGGCGCAUAUUUCUAAGUUUACAAGAUAUGUGGUUAAUGCCAAAGAACAACUGCUCAAAUGAUUUCUUUUUCUACAUAUAUAUAUAUAUAUUAUAAUAUAUAUAAAGAGUUUAUUAUGCAUUAAGCACUAACACUGCAAUUGUCUACAAAGGUAUAUUGGCUGGUAGACUCUUUUGAGUACUGAUUUUACAGUUUUAUACAAAGUGAAAUGGCUCUCGUGCACCGUACACCCUGUGAGAUAGCUGUUGAGUCUUUCACAAUCAUUUAAUUCUUCACAGGGUCCUCUGACAGUGAAAGGGUUCUACUUAACAGGACUCAAUGCUGUCUGUGCAAACUUCACCCAGUAUCUAUAUUACUAAACUGAAAAAUACGUAAGAAAUCUUGUUUGCUGUGUUUCCAUAUCAUUUUUGAUAGAAGAGCUUUCAGACUUAAAGAAAAAAGUAGACAAUCUUAUUACCCCCAAUAUGUUCUGAGUUUAGAAAAAAAAAAAGGAAGACUUUUCUACUUGCUCUCCCGUGCAGUAGAGCAGCCGAAAUGCACCCAUCUUCUUCACCCCUGCCCUCUUCAUUAUUAUUUUUUCCCAAACCCUUUUCAUACGGGACGGGGCCCUUUCAGGCACAAAGUGGGGGUAUCCCAACUUCCCCCAAUGGCAGAUGUUAUUGUGGGGAGAAGAAUCGGCCAUGUGCUGCCACCAAAGGGGUCAGAGAGUAGCUUUUUCCACUCUCCUGAGUGCACACACGUCUGACCUGAUCAUACACAUGUAUGAUGAGGAAUGGCUGUGUAAGGUGUAUGGUCACCUUAAAGGGGUAUU